Messenger RNA from Ostertagia ostertagi, 987 nucleotides. The record is from the annotation of a GenBank genome assembly. NCBI's taxonomy places the organism in Eukaryota, Metazoa, Nematoda, Chromadorea, Rhabditida, Trichostrongylidae.
AUGAGCGGUUCACGAAGUGAUUCGGGAUUGGCAAGAGGUGACUUACCAACGCACUUAACUGAUGACAGCGAUAGUGAUAACCCGAUUGAAUAUAGAGAUGAUGACAACCAUUACCGGAGCGCUCCCAGUACGUCACGGUUUGAUGAAGACGAGGAGGAGGAUGUUCCCAUAGAUCGAGAUCGGUUUGAUAAGUAUGACAAAAUUGCAAACGUCGCGACUUUUACACAAAAACCGCGUAUUACGACCGCGUCGGCCGCUGCCGUUCCGUUCGACCAAAUUUUGGCUCCGUCUGAUCCGGCCAUGGAAAUGGCGGCAUAUGAGACGAAAAGUGCAGAGAUCUUCCCGCAGCUGAACGAGCUGACUGCCAUACCGCCAACGAGCGUCCCUCAAUCGACCGGCGAAUUUGCAGCCCGACCUGAGAAGCCACGUGCUGAGGAAGCUUGUUUCCACCCUCCACGGCUUCAGCUCAUCAAAAGCUAUAGCCGUUACGGAAUUGAUUCGGAUUGGCAAGGAGGCCUGGCCGCAAAGGUCUUUCGCAAAGACACUCUGGCGUUACGGCUCGAUGCGCCGCCGUGUAAGGACGACAUUAGCGGCCAAACUGCAGAUGAUCGACGAACUCUGAUGCAUAACGCCUCGAUCAAACUUGCACGAAAGUUGAGUGAGCGCCCCAGUGUUGAAGAACUCGAAGAUCGAAAUAUAUUGAAGACAGCUGCUGUGAGAUCGAUGGAAGAAAAAAGGAAGCUUCUGUUGAGAAAGUUGAGUUUUCGGCCAACGAUUGCGCAGUUGAAGGAGCAGCAGAUUAUUCAGUUCAAUGACUAUGUUGAAGUUACACAGGCACAAGCUUACGAUAGGAAAGCGGACAAGCCUUGGACGAGAUUAACAUCUACGGAUAAGGCACUUAUUCGCAAAGAGCUGAAUGAUUUCAAGGCUACUGAAAUGGAUGUGCAUGAAGAGAGCCGAAUAUUUACUAGGUUUCAUCGGCCGUGA